AUGAGUUACACACAACCCAGAAAAUUCAGCACAACACCGUCUCGAGCCUUGAAGCAAUUCUUCCCAGAACCAGAUGCUCCCAGCAUCAGAACCACGGAAGCAGCAUGGCCACACCCUAUCUACACCAAAGAGCAGAUGGAAUCUGUUGUAAUCGCCCACCGAGAAGCCAAAACAUGGUCAGACUGGACAGCACUGGCUGCAAUCCGUACGCUGCGAUGGGGACUUGAUCUUGCUACUGGCUACAAGCACGACAAAGCAGUUGCCAGUGGAGAGAAGAGUGCCAAAAACGCCAACCAGAAGCACGUCAUGACGGCGAGGAAAUACAUGAUCAGAAAUGUUUUCCUUGAGUCGGUAGCUGGAGUGCCAGGAAUGGUGGCUGGUAUGCUACGACACCUGCACUCAAUGCGCCGGAUGAAGAGAGACAAUGGAUGGAUUGAGACUCUGCUUGAAGAGUCGUACAACGAGAGGAUGCAUCUCCUCACCUUCCUCAAGAUGGCAGAGCCCGGACCGUUCAUGAAGUUCAUGGUUCUCGCAGCUCAAGGAGUGUUUUUCAAUGCCAUGUUUGUGGCUUACCUGGUGUCACCUCGCACGGCACACCGCUUCGUCGGAUAUCUCGAAGAAGAAGCAGUGCUCACAUACACACGCGAGAUUGCAGACCUAGAUGCUGGACGGCUUCCAGAGUGGGAGAAUCUGGUGGCACCAGACAUCGCCAUCAAGUACUGGCACAUGCCCGAGGGUCAUCGCACAAUGCGCGAUCUGUUGAUGUACAUUCGCGCAGACGAGUCGAAGCAUCGCGAGGUCAACCACACUCUGGGCAACCUCAAUCAGAAGGAAGACCCCAAUCCUUACGUAUCGGAGUACAAGGACAAGUCAAUUCCUCAUCCAGGAAAGGGGCUUGAAUAUCCCAAGCCAACAGGAUGGGAAAGAUCAGAGGUCAUUUGA
Aureobasidium melanogenum CBS 110374 is the source of this 942-nucleotide messenger RNA. Its product is annotated as putative alternative oxidase. Gene Ontology annotation, cellular component: mitochondrion. The record is from RefSeq and is a predicted model, not a curated record. Gene Ontology annotation, molecular function: alternative oxidase activity. The transcript is spliced from 2 exons. Gene Ontology annotation, biological process: alternative respiration. The coding region runs from base 1 to 942 and encodes 313 amino acids. NCBI's taxonomy places the organism in Eukaryota, Fungi, Ascomycota, Dothideomycetes, Dothideales, Saccotheciaceae.